AUGAACCAGUUAAGUGUUUCAUUUAUUAGUUCACGUGUUACAACGCUGCUUCUGUUGUUCCACGCCAUGGGCGACCGCAUUCCAAAGAUCUUAUUUGAUCGUGCGUUAAUCACUCAACGACGAAUCGACAUGCAUGGCAAACACUAUGAAGUCACGCCAAAGGCUGCCGGUGUUGAUAAGGACCUUGCCGCUCUACUAUCAGAAGAAGUAGUCUUCAAGUAA
Messenger RNA from Cladophialophora bantiana CBS 173.52, 222 nucleotides. RefSeq lists its product as uncharacterized. The coding region runs from base 1 to 222 and encodes 73 amino acids. The record is from RefSeq and is a predicted model, not a curated record. The transcript has a single exon. Lineage: Eukaryota; Fungi; Ascomycota; Eurotiomycetes; Chaetothyriales; Herpotrichiellaceae.